AUGUCCACACCAAGGGCGCGAAUGAGAAGCGAGCGGGCGGCAAAGAUAUCAGAUGUCAAUAAACCAGUGAUAGGGCUUCGUCCUCUCAAGGAAAGGAACAAGCGAUCAGAGGCUAUGAUCGAGGAACAGGUAGAUAAAUUAAAAAAAAAAACACUCCAAUGUUCUUGAUUGGCAUGGAGCGAAAUUUCUAUACUUGAAUAAUGUGUGGUUCAACUUUUUGCGUGCUGUUGCGGGCAGGGUUUUUUGGGCCGUAGUAUGUCGAUGGAACUGCCGAGUCUUGUUCAUUUGUAAUACUGUGCUUGAUUGUUUUGUAUUUUCAAUUGUAUAUAGGACAUAAUAUUAAUAUUAAUUUAAUAUUUUUAUGUAAGUAGUAUCUACGGCAUUACGCAUUGUAUGGGGUCUCUGACUCUUUUGCACAAGUCCAAAGGCUCUCGUAUUAUUAUUAUUAUUACUAUUAUUGUUAUUUAUAAUUAUUUUUUAUUACUAUUGUUUGUUGCCAUCAAAUUGUCAUAAACAAUUUGACUUACAUGCAUUACCAUGCUCCCCCACCCCCUACUGGCAUACAGUUUCACUGGGGAUUUGCAGAAAUUCCAUACUGAUGAUGUGCCAGUACCCUGUUCUGGAUAGCACUUCUGAUUAGUCAUGCUGCAUGUGAAAUUUGCUUCAACCAAUUGAAAGCACUACCCAGGGUAGUGACACAUUAUUUAGUAAUUGUAUGUCUGUGCUUGUUCCUCAGACAUCAUUUUUCAGGGAAACUAGGCUACCAGUACAUGUACAUAUAUCAGCCCUUCUGAUAUUUUGCGCGGUUGCGGACCCGCAAAAUUCAGGUUAAUCCAUGAAAUGCCACAAAAUUCACAAAAACACGUAAAAUACCGUGAAAUUUGGAAGAAAUCUUAUCAAAUACAUGUCUGUACAGCAGUUUUUAAACUUAUCUCAGCUAUUGGGGCUAUUUACUUGCCGUAAACUAGCAAAUUUAUCUUGAAACGUCAUCACAGAAAUGUGCAAACAACGUCCCAAAACUACCAGGCAUAGAUUAUGUUGCGAAAAACUGGGCUUUAGCCAUGAUGUUAAAGGCUUUGCCAUUGUUUCAUUUCUGGAGCAUAUUGUUGUUGAAAGAGCAAAAUAAUGUCUGACCUCUGUUAGAAAAAUGUUAAAAACACUGGUCUGAUCAGCACAAAAGUGAUUGAUUUCUUGCAAAAUUUGACCAAAAAUAAUCACAAAAUCCACUGUUUUUUACAGAUUGCUUUUUGGUGAAGUUUUCCCCCGAAAAUUCCCGCGAAAUUGUCCCUAAAAAUCCCGCGAAAUUCGACUUUUUUUUCUGCGACCUAUCAGAAGCCCUGAUAUAUCUAAGUAAAGGUGGGGAAGGGCAAGUGUAGCUCAUUCAGGUGUGAUUGUUUGAUUGUUUUAUGUGCAAAACCAUUCAAGGAUGUGGCUAAAGAAAAGCUAAGCAGGUUUUCUAUUAUUCAAGCUGACUUAAUCUGUACAUUCAUUAUCCCAUGGCUUUGUUUUCCAGAGCAAUUUUGAGCUGUUGGGAAGUUCUUUUCCAUCUGGUGAAAUAAACUGGUGGCCUGCUCUUAGUGAUAUUUCUGACCACAGCCAGUGCAAUUUUAUCCAGACAUGUUUUUCCAUGAUUGUAUGUGUUCAUAUAAUUUUUCAGGGCUUCUGAUAUUUCGCGAAAAAAAAAGCAAAAUUUCGUGGGAUUUUCAGGGGCAAAUUCGUGGAAAAAUCGGCCGAUUUCAUGGGAUUUUCGCGACAAAAAAGGCAAAAUUUGCUCAAAAAUCGGCCGAUUUUGCAGGAUUUUAACGGAAAAAAAUCAAAUUUCGAAGGAUUUUCGGGGCAAAUUCUUAGAAAAAUCGGCCAAUUUCACGGGAAAUUUUGGGGGGAAACUUCGCCAAGAAACAAUCAGUAAAAAACAGCCAAUUUCGAUGGAUUUUUUUUGGCAAAUUUCGCUAAAAUCGAUCAAUUUUGCGUCGAUAUGACCAGCAUUGUCUAACGUUUUUUAACAGGGAGAAUCAUUUGCUCUUUCAACAACAGUUCGCUCGAGAAAUGAGCGAAUGCUAAAGCUGUUAACAUUAUGGUUAGUGCCCAGUUUUUCACAACGUUCAUCUAAGACGCCUGGUAGUUCUGAGAUGUUGUUUACUCGUUGCAGUGACGAAGUUUCAAGAUAAAUUUGGACGUUUGGGGUGAAUAGAACAGGUCUAAUAGCCAAGAUAAGUAUUAAAUAUGUUUUGCAGACAUGUAUUUGGAAAUAUUUCUUUCGUGUUUUUUUGGGAAUUUCGCGGGUCUGCGACCGCGCGAAAUAUCGGAAGCCCUGAUUUUUGGAGACUUUAAUGCAUUUUUUUGUCUUUGUAGUUGUUGUUAAUGAGGGAAACUCAGAAUGUUUUGUACAGAACUCUAGAGAACCUUGAAAAGGCUUUAACAGAGGUAAGAUAAAGAACAACAUUAAUUUUGCUUGUCACCUUUAAGUUUUUAUGACCAUUUAGUUGCAGAGAUGCCCACUUCUCAAGAUCUCAAGUAUAGAAAUUUUGUCAUUUCUAUUCCGUCAGUCUUCUCUUACCAAAUUAAUGUAUCGGUCAAAUCGAAGCUUCAACAUCCCCCCCGGGUAACCCCCUGGGCAAUUGACUUUUUUGAAAAUUAUUGUUCAAAUUUCCCCCUACCUGGCCAAAAUGCUGUUCAAAUGCCCCACACUAGGAUCCAUUCAGGUGAUCAAAUGCCCCCACCCCGGGGACAUUUCAUAAGCACAUAAAUGACAGAAGGACAGCAGAAACGCCUUCAGUUGUCAAAAAAAAUCUGCAGGUUUAAUAAAUUUUUUAUGCUAACAUAAUUAUCAUACAUGGCACCCACUAUUAAGCUGAUUUAGCAUCAGGACGGGAAUGUCAGUUGACGACGGGAAAGCGUGCAGAAAGGACUAAACACGACUUCUGGUGCUCAAUUUGCCGCUCUGCCAUUGGUCAAGCUAGUUGUUUGAUUUGCACGCGCCGUCGUCAACUGGCAUUCCCGUUCUGUUGCUAAAUCAGCCUAUUAUUAAUGAAAAGACAAAACUUAUCUUUUGAUCAAAGGUAUUACAGUAUAAUUAUUUUCUGUAUUGAAUUUUCAUAGACAUGAUAAAUCGUACAAUAUACUUUCUUUUUUAUGAUAUUGUUAGAAUUAUCAUCUUCUUCAAAAAUGUUUUUUCUAGGAUGAAUUUCUGAGGGGAGAGAAGGAAUUGCAGCAACUAUUUGACAAAAGCGAGGAGUUACUUGUAAUUGUGCAGGUACUAUUAAAAGCUGUCUAAUGCAUGUAUAAAUCUCAGCUGCUCAAGUAAAAAUUUUGGAUUUGCAUAAUACAUGUACUGUAUAUUUUUUUGGAAAAGAAAGCAGUAACGCUUUAAUCCUAGACAGAGUUAUAGUAAGACCAUUUCUUCAUUCUAAAUUUCAGGUUGUGAACAAAAUCCUAUAGUCCGUGUUACCAUAAACCUCUUUGAUUUAACUUUUGCAUCGUACCAUUUAUUGUGGAUUUUAAUACUGCUUGCCACUGUUUGAACUGAAAGGGUUUCCUAGUUAACUUGGUUUUAGUAUGUUUUUCAGGUUUAAACAAGCUUUCCAGUUUUGAAUCUCCAGCUUCCUUUGAACCGUGUUUGUUUGAUGAUUCAGUGAAAAAAAAAAUUAAUGUAUGGUUUCCUCUUUCAGGUGUUAAUGAAAAUUCGAAAUGAACUUGCACAUGCCCGAAUGGAUCUAGAACGGGCCAUAAGAGGAAACUGUGGGGUAAUAUUAUCUACAUGUAUUUAAAAGUAUUUAUACAUGUUAUCAUUGAACCUUGAUUUUAGAUGGUCAUGUAGUUGUUUUUGUUUAGUAACAGGACUGGCACACAAUCAAGGAGAACAUUUUGAAUACAAAUACACAGUUUACACAUGUAAUAAUAAUUAUUAUUUUAUUACUACCAUAUGCAGGUUGAUGCUGCCAAAAAAAGAGUAAAAUGGCUUCAAGAUAGGCUGGAAAAAGUUCUACUUACAGCCAAAAGUUACUGUCACUUGUAUAACAGAUCUUUACUGAGAAGCAAGGUACAGUUCCCAGUACCUGUAGCUAAUUUGAGUCUUUCCAUGGGUAAAUACAACAUGUGGGUGGGGAAUCAAACAGCUAGGGAUUUCUUUUGGUUUAAUUUUUCUUCUGUUUUCCUAUGAAAGUAGCCAGGGGCCAUGUUCAUUUUAGUAGCUGGGGGAAAUCCGCAGCUCCUGGCUCUUGAUGACAGCCCUACCAUGAGCAGUCCAGAUCACAUUUACUGUAGAUGGUAGUGCAAUCAGACAAUGUUUAUGUUAAGCCCAGUGCAAACAGACGCAACAUUGUUGGAUGUUACAUGUUGAGUCCGUUUGCCAACUUUUUAGAGCUUUGUGCAAACGGAAGCAACAACUCCCAACAUCGUUGGGCCAACAAUUUUGGGAGUUGUUGUGUCCAUUUGCUCAUAGCUUUACGGGUCAAAAUUAAUUUGAGCUCAGGGUAAUAUUUUAUAACCUACUGUACAACAUGUAGGUUGAUUCUCACUUUCCACUGUCUUCUAGGGCUGGCUAGGAGAUUGAAACUCAACCUAUACUACAGUUAAUAGGGUAUAAAAUCAAAAUUAACCUGAAGUCAAAUUUGACUUGUAACAUUGUGUUUAAAUGAUGACUGUAAUUUUGUUUAAAUUGGAUUCUCUACAUUUUAUAAAUUUAUGUUAAGUCAUUUUUAAUUUUGAUAAGAGUUUAUUUUAUAACAAUUUCUUUUCAACUUUAGACACCCCAGUCUGGCUUAAAGGAUCAAAUUUCUGAAAAGAUUUGGAAUAAACUUUCUGAAGGCCAACAGCAACUGUUGCUUGAAAGUGAGGCAAAGAACAAACCUAGUAUUGUGGAUGACAACCAGGCCUUGCCAAUUGUGAAGGAAAUUACAAAGAUGCAGUUGCCACAGACUGAUUCAUCAGGUAAUUGAUGUCCUGUUCGACUAUUUUGUAGAUCUUGGGCAUUUUAGUCAAUGCCACUCAAACAUAUAACUACAUGUACACUAUCCUUCAUUUACUGACAUUUUUCCUCCACUUCAAUCCUGAAAAUGCUCAAACCUAUUGCUACAUCAGGUGGGGGACUCAGUGACAACAAUGAAUGGGAGAGAGGGGGAAAUCUUUUGUACAAGCAAGAAUUCCCUCUCUAAGGUGCAUACCAGAAAACCUAUUUUUACAAAAGUGUCUUUAACUUAUUUAGCAACUUGUUGUAGGUAGGUGCAUAUGUUACCGGUCAAAAUUAAAUUUUAUAGCUAAUAGGUUAGGAAAAUGUUUUUAACCUACAGUACAAUGUCAGACAAAAGUAGUUGAGACACUUCCAACUUCUGACCCAUCUUCUUGUCCUCCCAAUUAACAAUAAUGAAAUGAGGCUGAGUAUCAUCUGAACAAUUUUAUGGAAAUCGAGGGAGGUGUUUAAUACGGCCUUGGUGGAUAACACCAACUGAGAUCUCCAUAAUUCUUCAGAUGAAAUGAAAGCUGAAUUCAAUAAUAAUUAUUGAAUUCAGCUUUAUUAUUUAGUCAAAAUAGUUUUAGUUUAAAAACAAGCUAUUAAACAUACUUACCUCCAUCGAUGUUACGUUCAUCUUUGAUAGUGCAUGUUUAUCGGCAAAUUUUUAGGAGAUAAAGGGUUGUUCAGGUCUGCAAAAAUUGUCAAUAUUUUUUCUGUACCCUGUAGCGGAUGUCGUCCAUCGAGUUGUGUUCUUACUGAUCUUGCUAUGUUUUAGUCAAUAGUUGGCCCUCUUCUUCCUCGUAAAACGAGUGAAACAUUCUGCCAUUUUUUAGUCACAACCAAAACAAUUAACUCAUCCUUGUCACCAGGUCUUCUUGGUUAACAGUUCAAUAUUCUGGCAAAUUUGCUGCAAAUUUUGUGCAUUUACUUAUGUACUAUACUCUGUAAUUUUAGAGGCUCUAACAGUGGAGAGUGAGAACAGAAAUACAGAAUUUAAGGAAAAAGAGUCAGGUGUCUCGGUAUUCAUUACAGACGCAGUACAACAGGGACAUGGUAUUGGACCUACCACACAAAACAGGUGAAAUUUCAGACAUUUUCUGUUAGUUACCAUUAAGUCUAAAAAACUUUGUUGAUUGUACAAAGUAGGGUGUGUGCAAUUGAGCCAUGCAAAAUAUUAAUUAUAGUUGAAUUUUAGAACCCUUUUUAUGGACAUGAAACUCUAGUGUUAACUUCUGUUUUGUGUUAUAUACGAAUUAAAAAUCUUUGCAGUCACGAAUAAAAAUUUUACUCCAAAUAAUGAGAGACCGUUGAAUUCUUAAUGGUGACCAGAUUCACAAAUUGGAAAAGUUUUUUGCCUAAAAGAAGUAUACUAGUGCAUGUAGAUCAACUUACACUUACAGUAAUUGUGUUCGACAGAAAACAGAGAAAAAGAUCAGAUGCCUCCAAGCCCUCUGGUGAUAAUUUAGGCUCCGACAGAAUGAUAGAACUGUUUCCUCCAACCAGUCCACAAGAUCGUCAUUCUGACCAAGAAUCAGUUACGACUGCUGAACCUCAGUCAGAGCCAGAAGACUUUGAUGAUCACAGAUCUGAAUCCAUUGUGAGUUCAAUAGGUGUUCAUGAAGCAGAUGGGACUGAACGUGAUGCAAGGAGUGUUCCAACACUGGAAGUAACUACUCCUUCUGACGCGGAUGAUAGAACAGGUAAAGGUACAUAGUUUUAUUAUGGAUUUCGAAAUACAGUGGAACCCCAUUACUAUACAGUUGUGUAUGCUUGGGCCAUGAAAUCCUGGUUGUAGUUUAAAGGAGUUGUAUAACAAAGUUUUUAGAAAAGGUGGUGCGUACUUUAACAAACUCAACUCUCAAAUGAAUGUUUGGACUGAGCUGGAAUUCAACCUAUACUUUGUGGGAGGGGCUAGUACUAACAAGCCCGUGAAUGAGCUUUCCAUUUUAAUAAUAAUAAUAAUAAUAAUAAUACUUUAUUAUCCUCUCCCCUUAUGGGGCUUUUCAGGGAUAAUGAAACAAAUAAUUCAAAUAAUUGAACAUAACAUGGUUAAACAUCCCAACUGGUAUGAGGUGAACCAGCUGGCUAUUUUUACAAGUGUGGUCAAGGACUUGAACUCGAGACUACUGUGUACAAAUCCAGCUGGUGGUCAGGAUAGGACUUUAACUCAGGGCCUCCGAAUUACAAGUCCAGUGUUCUAACCACUUGGCCACGCUGUCCCCAUAGUUUUGAGUGGUGAUCAAAGUAUGCAGCAACUGAGAUCAUGUGAUUUAGUGUUUUUGUCAUUUGGGAUGAAGGAAAGGAGUUCAAGCUUAUAGCCUGCUGAUUACGUCUUGCAAUAACCCCCUCCACCCCAAAUGGAGAGCUUGAUCGCAUGUUAAGUACUUGCCAAGUCAUGAUCCCAUUCUACCUGCUGGGGCUCUAUUACUAGCCCCUGUUUAGGAAUGAUUUUGCCUGUGCUCCUUCUGUGGGAUGUUGUAGACUUGAGAAAACCACAGAAGUCAAGCAUAACUCUCAGCUGUCCCUGAUCUCCCAAAAAAGUGAUCAUGAACUCUCGCUGUCUUUGUGAGGUGGACUUGAGGGUGGAAUCAGGAUUAGCGAAACUUAAGAAGUUUUUUAACAGAUAUAAUUUUUUAAACCAGAGAAUAUUAACAAAGCCAUUUAAAAUGAUUUUGUAAAGGAAACAUGUCCUUGUGAUUCCUUCCAGGCCCAGAGCACUUUGAAGAUGUGACUGCAGCUUCAAAAAUGAACGCAGUAGAGGAGGAAGAUGAUGUUUUCGUUGAUACUGAUGAUGAGGAUAAGGUUGAAGCAUACUGGGGUUCAGAUCAUCACAAGUUUGAGUGGUCGGAUUAUAUGCAAAGCCUUGAUCCACGUUCAUGGCAUGCCCUUGGACUCGGUAUCCCUGAAAGCUUCUUAUCCAAAGGUUGGUAUUCAACUGUUGCAAGUACACCUUUUUUGCAUUAAAAGAAUAACCUUCCCAGGUUUGAUUUGUGCGGUAAACUUUUAAGAUCAAAUCAGAUUGACUGUUUGCUGAGAGCUCCCACUACAGCUGUCCUUAUUAACUAGCCAAUGUUUUGCAACCACAAAAACACUCUUGUUGUCGUAUAGUUUAUCAUCAUGACUGUUUGAAAUAGAGUUUGUGCUUACAGUGAUUCUCUAUAAUCUUUAUGUGUUGCUAUUAGCUAGUAUAAGAUCAUGAUUGCAUACAUAAGAUAUAAAAAUCAUGUCAUUCAUUAUGUCUGAUGACAAGUUGCCUUUGUUUGCUGCAAAAACUAUAAAGAUAUUAUUAUACAGAUAUUAGUAGAUCAUUGUGUGGAUUGUUAUAUACACUAGAUAUCAAUUUAAUUUCAAGCAAGAUGGUUGGGUAUUUUACAGAGAUCUUCCUGUAUCUGGUGAAUAAUAUUUUUCAAAAGGAAAUUUUUUCCUCUUUAGAAAAAACACAUUUUGACCCAGAUUUACCAUGGAAAGAGAAGCCAAUGAAAGUUAAUAGUGUCAUUGAUGUACAUGUGAGUAUUUUUAAGAAAAUUGUAAAUCAUCUGAGUUUCAAAGCACCUCUCAUUUGCAGCCUGCAGCAAAUAGACACUAUAAAUGAAACUAAUAAUGUUACAUAGGCUAUUAGUUGUUUUUUAUCACGAGGGUGGGAAACAGCCAGUAUGGCAUUUCGUGACACCACUAUUGGUUUCUCCCAGACUGGUUUCUGCACAAAGUGAUGUCUGAGGAACAAGCCCAGAAAUUCCAUAGUGGUAAUGCAUCACUACCCACAUCUAGUCUGCGAGCAAGCUCUCUGGGGCGUUCUGACAGCGGGGCGGGAAAAGAAAGGAGAGCUUGUAACUAUGUCUCUGUAAUUUAAAGUCCACCUCCAAUUCCCCUGUGGCUCCCCGUCUUCUAAGCUGUCAGAUUUCCGCCAAUCAGCACAAAGCGGAAACGAGCACGAAUGUAAACAAACAUUGAAAAAGACCUGCCAAGGGUAAUGAUGCCAUUACUAAUGUAACCUCCGCUAAUCAGCAUUUCGCAUUGACUUUUUCGAUGCAGAUAUUGAAAUUCCAGAGACGUAGUUGCAAGCCCUCCCUCCUUUUCCCGCCCCGUCGCUAGAGCACGCCGGAGAGCUCGCUUGUAGGCUAACUCACAUCUGGGUAGUACUUCGGAUUGGUCAAAAAUUUGCUUCAUCCAAUCAGAAGACCUACAUGUACCAGAUCUUAGUAGUUAUGCAUCAUCAAUAUGAAAUUGUCCAGACGUCAUUUCGCAAGGGAACUAGUGGGUGGUAUCAUGAAAUGUCGACUGUUUCGCAGGCUUAUCACUUCUGAUACAUUACUUUCAUUUGCCUCCUUUACAGAUAAGUAUGACAAUGGUAAAAUUUAUGAUGCAUGAAAUGAUCAUUAAUACAUGUUUGUUUGGCAGAAAAUUGCUUUGGAUAAACUACUGGUGAGACUUCACAAGAUGUAUGAUGCUAUAGGCCAAGCAACACAAACAACGAUUGAUCCAGCUACAAAAGUUGAAAAAAUAGAAACAGUCAUGGGAAAGCUGGAGUGUAAGAGCUGUUGUACAUUAAAUAAACCAGUAGCUUUUUCAUUACCGGUAAUUUUCUUGAGGUUCAGUUUCAUUGAAGAGGUAAGAUCAUUACUUUUCAAGCAAAGUUGUGACUUGCUCUCUUUUUUAACCAAUGCAACCACCCAAAAUUAUGUGAUUAUGAAAGGGGACUUAUUGGUGAAAAGAGCCAUGCUACACUGCAGUCAUUUCCAAGACAGCAAAUGGUUCAGUGUCAUUAAAUUAUGUUUCAUUUUGUGCUUCUAGUUGAGUGGUUAGUCUUGAAUCUCAUUGAAUUAGCCAGUUAUCAGGUGGAAAAUGUAAUGUAUAAUUUUAUAGCUGUCAAGUGAUUUUUUGGUGAAAUAAUCGCCGAACGCAAUUGGUGAAUUAAUAACGAAAUGUCAAAAUAUUUUUUUUUGUUUUAGUGGAAGUGGAGGGGCCAGGUUCAGUUACAGAGAAACAACAGGUACUUAACUAGCACAUUAUUUUAUUAGAGCCCCGUGCGACGGACACCAGCUCGUGGACAAGUUUCUUUGUCCCGAGAAAGAGCUCAAAUAAUUCAGGAUUUUAUUCCUCUGCUGUCUUAUUAAGGAUAUAACACGCCUUUUUUAAAAUAUGAUUUCUUUGGUUUCGGCAGGGUACACAACCAUCGAUAUCAAAACAAGCCAGCCGUGUUAGUUUGCCUCCCAUUAGCAGCCCAGUUGGUGGACAGAAAAGUAUAAUGUCCAUGGAGAAGUACCCUGUAACCAUACAUGAACCUUCAGCUGUAAGAACUGCACGGCAGGUAACGACUGCACGGCCUUAAUAAUUUCAUGUCUCCCCUCUCUUCAUCACUGCAUGCAAUGAAUAAAAACACCACUGUUUCACCAAUAACUUUGUAAGUGCAUCACGCGUGCACGUAGAUUGCAAAACGGUCCGUAUUUUUGCGUAUUCAAGUGCGCGUGAAUAGUCAAACAAAAGGUCUGGAGCGAGGCUGAAAACGGAGAGCGAGACUGGGGAGAGAAGGCUCUUAAACCGGUUUUGAGAGGAAAAACUGUUUUGCAGUCUAACUUGUACGUUUCUUUGCCGUCUUUGCCCGCUUUCGAAUCUCUUGAGAGAAUGGGUCAAGAUUUGGGCGCAGUGAUUUCUGGAAUAGUUUUGGUAUGACAUGCGGUAGUCAUAAGUAACGCUCGUACAUCCAAACGAUCCCAGAAGUCGUAGCGCCGAAGGCUUGUACCCAUUCCCCUUGUAGUAAGUGGUUUGGGAAAUGGAACCACCACGGCGUGACUGUCCCACGGCGUAAAACUUCCUAAUUUGGCGUUUUAUGGAGAACUAUUUUCCCAUAUUUUCAUGCAGUGAACCCACGAACUGAACCAUUUUGUCAAUGCGAAGUACAUGGGCAUGGGGAAAGAUCGAUUUACUCGCUAUUUGUCGUAUUCCUUCCACUUUGCUUAAUAAUGUAUAAUCGAUUUCCACAGGAGCCCAUAACCCAUCAUUUCCAUUGAAACUUUUUUUAAAAACUUAUUUCAGAAUCGCCAGAAGCUUUAUCCUCAACAAUCAUCUGCCUGGUGUGAUGAUCUUGACAGAGGCAACCGGAUGCCAAGAAUUGUGAAAGUAAAAUCAAACCCUAAACUUCACAGAUCCAAAAGUGUAGCGCAGGUUCGUGUCGGCUGCCGGUGAAUAAAAGAGGGAUUUAACCUUAUUUAUUAUUAUUAUUAUUAUUUGUCUGUUUCUGUGAAUUUAGAAGGCCCUACAUUGUAUAUUUGGGCUGUAAGAUGGCUUUCGUAACAAUUCGUCUGUUAAUUUAGGCCUCGUUUACUCUUCAUAUUCCGCUGUCCAAUUGACUUUUUUUUCUAAUGGUUCCAGGCCUUUGGUUUAAGCCUUUACAACAAAAAAUUAUUGAGGAAGAUUUCAGGAAACCCACGAUGAGCCUGUGCUACUUGCAGUAAACUGAUUAAAACAAAUAGUUAUUUUCAAAAACGCUUCCCCAUGAGUAGGAGCUUUUGGUAAUGGAAAGUUAAAGUUUUCUAUUCGCGAACAGCCAGGGGCACCCAACGACUGUUUUCCGUGAAAUAUCUGUUCGGAGAAGCAAAAAUUGCCUAGAAUUUUCUAUAGCUCGAGGAAGGCUAAAAAUUUCUAGAUGACCGUUCCAUUCACAUACAAUUUUCGAAGCUUAUCUAAUAAAUUCCUACGAUUUUCUGAAGUUUAAUUUUUCCCGUUUCACUCCCCAGAUUAGGCUAUUUUUCGUAGAGAAAGGAAACCUAAAAUUUUCGGAAUCGAAAAUGCGAUGCAGAGAGGAAUCAGAAAAACUAUCACUUUCGUAAAACUUUAAAUUGCAGCUAAAAUUUUCGGGAAAAUAAUACUGAAGCCCUCGUAAUUUCGAAAAGACUCAAGUUGCCCUAGGCUGACCGAACAGAUAUAAAUUCUUUAGCGCCACUUUGAGUACAUUCCUAGAGAUCAAAAAGUACUCUGGAUAACCUAAAAAGUGUUUUCAAAGUAUUUAGGGGGAAACCGUCGUUGGGUGCCCCUGAACAGCAAAAAACUAGUUUUUUGAGAACGCUGCAUUAGUAAAGUUCGAUGCAUCCAGUCCUUCAUAAAAUGGUCCAGUAAGCACAAGUCAGUUGAAUGGCAGAAAGGAAUAUAAAUACAGGUGCAUGAAUGUAGAGGGUUUAAGAUAUGAACCUUCAAAUACCUUUGUUUUCAAGUAAAGUCAAUUGUAAUGACAAUGCUGACAUGCAUGUGGCCACUGAUUUUACUGAGUAAUUUCUAACUAUUGUCCCAUAGCUGUUUGAAAAAUUGAACCCAAAUAAUAAACCCACUAAAAACAUCGUAAGCCCUAGUUUUUUUUUUACUUUAAUUGAGUACAGCUGUAUGUUUGAAAAAGAAACCUUUUGUCUUAAUUUUCCAGCCAAGAUACUUGCCGAAAAAACAAGACAGUCCAAAAAGUGAGCGUCAACCAACAGAACUGUAAGUGUUAUUUAAAAAUUUAACGUUCCGCUGUUGUGAAGUUGAAGUACAAAGUAUAUGUUAACAACGUUCGGUACAUGGGUUUUUUAUUGACUUCAAAAGUGCCUCGGCUUCCCAUUUACAGUGGGGAAACUGAAAAGUCUUAUUGGAAAAUCUAGUGGGUUAUGCCAUGUCGUUUGAAAAGCUGCAGAAAAUAUGGGAUGUCGUUUGAGGCGAUCAGUAAUUUUCCUAUUCGUGUUUAACUCCCCAGCGGAUUCAGGUGUAAUAAAUGUGGGACUUACUCACACAUUCUUGUCUGCUUAAUACAAGGUUGCCUGCGCUUAAUUUAGGUUUCAAUGUGAUAAGCAACUUUAUUAGCCUGAGAAAACAACCGACAUUUCUUGACGCCACCCUGGUUUACCUACAAAAUUCCUACUUCUGAGGAAUGACUGCAGAAAUUGAUAGUGAUACGUCAUCAGUACUGAAUUUCUGCUCUCGUUCCUCGGACGUUACUUCCCGGGGAAACCACUGGUAGCGUCGCCAAAUGCCGGUUGUUUUCUUUGGCCACAUCUUAACCCAUGUUCAAUCAAUCAUUUCAGGGAUCUUGCCAAUGAAUCAAUUUGGAAGCCAUGGAUGGUAAUGAAGAUAGUUACUGCUCUGAAAGGUAUUGUUGCUGUUAAGUUUGCCUUUCCCUGUGUCUCAACUAACCAAUCUAAUAUACGCUCUAUCAUUUCCUUACUAAAUGUGGUAUGGCUCUCUGUACAGGAUUCAGUAUGGAAAGAGAACAGAGCUUGUUAGAUCGUGAUGGCCCAAAAUGGAAAAGAAUCCAGGUACUGUCAGGUUAAUACCAUGUGUCGAAUAGAAAAAAAGAGGCCGUUAUCUUUUAAGCUACCACUCUUUAGCCGCGAAAAAAGUGAUCGCCUGUUGUAGGUUGUCCGUAACUAGAAGUGAACGCUCAUUUUUCGAUCGCUCCCACAGCGAGAGAAAAAUGAGAGGAACGAUUCUCUCUCCCUCUUGUCAUUUUCCUCUUCAGGAAGGGAAUCUGUAUACUCUGUAUCUUCAAAGAUAUCAUUAGCCACGGACCAGAGACACUGGUAACUAGUAACCAGUCCUGCAGCAGAGAUAUUGAAGGCUUUUAUAAAUUUGCAGUAAUGCUGUAAGCGUUUCUUUAUUUCUCGAAGUAAAUGUUUUUCAGAUUCUGCUAGGUGAAGGAGGAAUUUUGUCAUCAAAUUCAACAAUAGCUGCAGAAGCUGCGAAGGUUAGCAAUAACCUUUGACUUAUGUAAUACUUUCACUUAGAUUUGUCUGCCGCUCGAGUCACAGGUGACCCGAGAACGUUGUAUGAGUGGGAAACCCGGGUACUAGAAUUAAAUUACGUUUUUGAAAUGCACAGAUUAGCGAAUUUUUAUCUGCUCGUAAUUUUUUCCUUUUCUUUUAAAUGUACAAACAAAUUUUACAGGAAAGUGUUAUCAAACUGUGGAUCUCCUGGCGUCUUUGGUGGUUUUUCCUGUCGACGGUCUGCGACUCUGCGUUAUGCUUUUUACAUUUGCUAGAGGAAGAAAUUAGCCCUAGCGUUCAAGUGUGACUUUUGACCUCGGGAUUGGAAUACUGUCCGUUUGUACGGUUUUUGUUUUUACCGCAUUUUUAAAGCGAACUUCGGCGACUUAUCUGAAAUAUAUUCUCCAACCGCAAGUUGUCCCUUUACGUAGCUGUAAUAUUGUUGUCCACUACCUUUAGUCUUGUGCUCAAGUGCAUUCUACUUAUGAUAUCAUUGUAUCAACGGCGAAAAAACAUCUUCAGUACAAUCAGUGUAAUAAAAUAUACUUGCUGAUCUUUUUUCUAGACUGUUGGUCAACUGAAGUGCCAUGAAAAAUGUGUGGUAGAUACACUAAGUCAUGUGGUAAGUACCCACCUUUUCUGUUUAAGCAAAAUUAAAUUAGGGCCUCGAGCUUAGAAAUUUCAGGUGUUUUCCUUGUCGGAUAUCCUUUGUGUGGGUUCUAUAGAUAUAUGUUCCGGUUAAAACUAACCUUCGCUUCGAUUGGCAAGGGUUACAUUCGGCCUAUGUUGUUAUGAAAGCGACCCCUUCAAGCAGGCUAUAGCUGUUGAGUUUGAUCUUAAUAAGUUUCCGUUGGUAGUGUGUUCAUGUUUAAUUGUUCUUUUUUGCAGAUAAAAUUACAGAGAGAUCCCAAAGUCUGUUACGAAGCCUGCAAAGCAAUGAUCUUGUUAGGUCAGUCCAUCUAUUCAUGCACAUACCUCUUAACUGCUUCGAAUGACACUUGGCGUGUGAUCUAAAGAGCAGCUGAAAAUAAGAAGCCUAGAGGAAUUAUAUUUGUGGUAAUUUUAUGUUGGAAUAUUUUUCUACAGGGACGUGGGAUCCAUACGCCAUAGGGGUAAUCAGACAGUACAUCAAAAGAGGUAAAUGAUUAAAUGGUCUUGUAACUAAACCUUAAGAUGUACCGCAGCCAUUUGCAGGCACAACUCAAAGGAAAAUUAACAAGUAGCGAGAAAUACGGGAAAAUAUGCGACUGAUACUAAGUGCGGAUAAACAUGCGCCUGAUGACAAAUUUGAGUGGAAACGUAAUACAUAUGUUUUUUGCCGGUUGUCAAACAGUUUGAAAAAUAUUUGACGAAAAGUAUCGAGUGGACUUAAAACACCUGGUGCAUGACCUCGCACCAAUCACAUUCCUUCAUCAAUAGUUCUGUCGUUUCAUAGAUUUUUUUUCGUAAAAUGCAUUUAGUGUAGCUGUUGUAGCAUCGAACACACUAGGCCGCUGUACGCUGUUCUCCCCAUUUUUGUGCCCAGAACUUGGCGGCGAAAAAGAACCACGAGAAGACUGUCAAACGUUUUGUUUGGCAUGGAAUACAUGUACUAGAAGCAGCGUUGUCAUGUCGACAUGUCAUCAGAAGCUACUGUGACUGUGUAAAUGAACAAAAAGGCGUGUGAAAAGCAUAACACAUACAAUAAAAUAAAUAUCCAAAAAGGUGAUGUAUUGUAAGUUUUCCUCGUUUUAUUUCACUUUCUCAAAUUCUUGGUCAUCCUCUUUCUUUCUUUUUUUUUAUCCCAGGAAACAAGGAUAUUGUGCUGGAAUUGUUAUCAACGAUGACGAAAGCAAGAGAUAUAGCAUUUGUUGAUAAAGUAAGGAAUAAUUUUAAAAAAUUGGUAGAAGAAAGCAAAAAUAUAAAUUUGUUUGAGUGAGGAGCUUGACUUGUACAGUGAAGCCGACCUAUAUUCGUUAAUCGUUGAAAUAACUCAGUUUGCCUUUAUUCAUUUAUUUUUUCAAAUUGAUACACGAACUUUGUUUUGGCUUACAUAUUAAUGUGCUCUUUCAGACCACAGCUGAAUUCAAGAAGUUGGUGAAUUUGCUCAUCUUUACAAUAAAAACUCAGUCUCCCGAAAUGGCAUUUCACGCCGCAGUGAGCUUAGGCCGACUAUGCGUGGUAGAACCUGUCUCGAAAUCGUACCUCAUUUCCAGGCUUCCUGGGCUGUCUCCGCACGAAAAAGGAGAGGUGGGUCCUGUUGUUGUUAAUUUGAAUUUAAAAAAAAAACACGGUUUAGAGGAAGAAAUUCAAGGAAUUCCAUCACUAUGUGAAGAGACACUGAUAAACCCGGGGCGGGGAGGGCUGCCUGCGGAAAACUUGGACCGCUGAAAAAGGUAAACUGCUUGAAGCCUUAAUCCCAAUUCAAACCAAAAUAUGGAAUCCAGUUUUCCUACCCUGUCUUAUUUCAGACCUGGCCCAAAAUUCGAUGCCUUACUUCAGACAAUCAAAUUAACCAAAGUGAGCUUCUUGAGAGAUGAAUAAAAGAGUGCUUCUUUCAAAGACCAUAACUAACGGAAGACUAAUCUGUACGUUAUUUCGGACCCGAGCAGAUGCGAGAUAGAACAUUCCCCUUGUCGACUUGUCACACUGACUGACUGACUGGUUGAUUCAAUGAUCAUUUGAUUCAUCUCCAGGCACUUUACGUUUUGAUCAAACAAAUGAACUGCAAGGACAGACUUGUUAUAGAUGCUUUACUAGAACAACUGAGUUCUGCUUACAACUGGAAGGUAAGACUUCUAUUUUGGCUACCUAUUUGCUCUGGAAAGUGUUUCUCAUUUUUCUACUCUUGUAAAGGUUAACAAGAUAUACCAAGAGACUAUAAAGGGGACAGAGAGGGCAUCCCCCAUAUACACCCUAUUCCAUAGGUAAUUCGUCUCGAGUUAUUUUUAGAAUCGGGAUAAAGUUACCUCGCACGAGGCGUGGAUGUUUCGUGGAGGUUUCGCACGACCAAACGCCGUGCAAAACAUGUCGGGCGAGAGGCAAUGAAAGCGUAAAAAGAUCGAGAGCAUUCCUGAAUAUUGAAACGAAAUGAGUCGGCGCUCACCGGGGAAAAAGGAAUCGCUGGACUCUUUGACAACCCGUGAAAUCAGUUUAACUCGAAGUUGUCGUAACCUCAGUGCUUUAAUAAAAUGAGAAAUUUCGCCGGUCUAUUGAAACCGGUCGUUUGUACAAUUUAGGGAGUUUAAGAUCCAACGACGCGGACGACAACUAGAACGUCAAAAAAAAACAAUAGCUAAGAAAGUGUCAAAUAUCGGACGCUUCUCAUUGGCUCGUUCCUAAUGAGCCCACGAGACAAAAAUUUGUCCAGCGGGGCUUAAAGCGCGCAAAAAUUUAAAAAUUUCAGUAACUUUUGGCGCUCGUAAAAAAAAAGGAUUCAAUAUUUUUAAAAAAUUUUUUCGAAAAUGAGUUCUUGACAAAUAUGGAAAUCUACCAGAAGAAAACAAAUUGAAGGGUUAGGGGCACUUUAAUUAGCAAAGCAACAACUUCGCACGUGCAACACACUUUUUUGUUCAUUUCUUUCCCCUUUUUGCACGACUACGACGUGAAAAUGCCUAAUUUCGCGUUUUCUGGAGGACGUAAAUAAUCAACGACGAAAUUUUAUUUCUCUUUCUGAGCUUGAAUAUGGUCCCUUGAAAUUCAGCUUUAGGAGGGUUCGCCUACAAUUGACAAAGUAAGUGGGUAGGAAUAAUCGCUAUAAAGACUGAAAAAAAUAAACAUAAGACCAGAAAUUGCUCUCUUUAAACUGUAAAUUAUAAAUGAUCCUGAGAGAAUAUUCAGUGUGUUAAGGAUUUCCCUGCUCUACUGUUAGCUCUAUACAAGAGAGGAAGGGCGAUUCUUUUUUAAUUUCGGUUUCGCUGACACAGCUUUCGCAGAAAUCUCGCUGUAGUCGUUUUCGUCGACAAAAGGAAUAGCACAAUCGCUCUCCGCGUCUUCCCCCAUUUUGUUCUGCGUCAUUUCGUGAAGGACGCGUGGCUCUCAGCGUGGGUCAUCCACGCGGAACACAUUUGCGCUCUGUGAUUGGCUGUUGUCUAAUCCCCCUUGAGAUCUGUGGUGUAAAAAAUAACUCGAGACGAAUUACCUAUGGAAUAGGGUGUAUAUGGGGGAUACCCUCUCUGUCCCCUUUAUAGUCUCUUGGAUAUACUUGUUAGUGGCGGGCGAGUAAGGCAAGCUGUAGAUCCACUGAUCAGCUUUGAUUUGAAAAGGAUCGUUUAAACGCUUUUUCUAACACUCUUUUCCCUUUUUGUCUGUUGAACAGCUAAGAAUGGAAGCAGCAGACUUACUGAUAUUUAUGGGUAUGUGCAAGUACGGCUUAACGGUUAUCUUGAUAUAAAAAGCCAAAAUAAUACAAAAGGCACAAGCGAACAGACAAAAAUCAAAACAAAACAAAAUUUACCUCAGCUAUUUCUCACGUACAAUUCUUGGCAGCAGUUAUGACGGUGUACACAUAUGUAAAAACCGACUUGACCAUAUCUGCAUUGAAAUGAGCAAAGGGAUUGUGUUUUUUUUUCAAACUUUUCGCGUGCUUUUCCGUUCUUAUUUGACGUUAUGUUAUCUUUGGGAAGGUCUCAUUCACACGAGCUACGUAAUGUAAUGUCGUGGAUUAAAGAACAACAGGACGCGUCCUCUUUAAAUUAUAUAUGUUAUUAAAAAUCAUGUUAACAGUGAGCUCGUACGUCAGCAUACAAGGGCGCCAGUGGCAGCCGCUAUCAGUACAUUUAUGAGCUCGCUGUAACCCACCCACAGCCCAUGAUAUGAAUGGUGUGUGAUAAACAAAUGACAAAUGCAAGCAGCUGUACAUGCACAAGAGAUGUUCACCCGUCCAGUGUAGUAGCACGGUGAGAUUCGCACGCGCAUUUUAACAGCCUGCAUCUAAAAAUGGUGGGCAAAAAUUUUUCACCUUGCGUUUGCGUCGUCCUGGUGCAAAAUACUCCAAUCCUUUGGUCGAUGUUUGCGUUGGCGUUGUGGUAGUUCACCCGCGUUUUUUUUGUCUACUCUAACACGUUUGCGUCGCUUGUAUGAAUCAGUCGUGAAUCUGUCUUUUGCGUGUUUAUUACAGGAGCCAGAGAUGUGUUUAAGGUUAAAAGUCCCGAUGAAGUGUUUGACACACUAGAAAGAUUGCUGUGGGAUCACGCGAAUAAGGUAUGAAAAUAAUUGAGAGGCUGCGUAUAAUUUCUGCGGUAUGCGAUUUGGUAUUGAAAUUUGCUAAUCAUAUUGACUGGCUUCAUUAAAGGAACUUCGGAUUUUUCUGAGUUUGGUGUCUGUAUAACAAGGGGUAUCAGCUUAAUUUGGCGUCCGCUCAUUUUACGCUUUAUUUACUGUUAUUUUUUUUUGCAGGAAUUAAGGAUAAAAGUUUCUGAAGCUCUGUCGUCACUGGAUUUACGACAAAGAGCAAUUCAGUUGGUUCUCCGGUAUGUGCAAAAGUUUUUGUCAUUCAUGAAGCUGCCCGUUUGUGUCCCAUAUCUGCCCGCUGCAACUCUAUUGAUUUUACACCAAAGCGCACUACAUCAGUUUAGAAGUGACGCUCUUUUUAGAGCGAAAUCAAUUCUAGUACUCAACUGCUCAUCACGUACAUGUUAUAUAAUAAACCAUGACGUACAAGCCAGAGCCGUGUCACGAAAUUUAUCAAAAUUCAAACAGUGAGAACUGCCACCAGAUUGGGUGAAACUAAAAAAUAACUGCUCAGUACAUGGAAAGAAGUUAGAAAUAACUCAGCAAACAGAAAAGGAGGCACUGAUUAACAAAUCUGAAGAAGAUGGAAACGGAUUCGCUAUUGUGGUUUUUGAAAACUUGACUUACUUGUUUGUAACGUUUGAUAUUUUGCUUGAGGGACAUAUUGUUCGACACGAAGCUCUAAUAUUGUUAUUCAGAAGUAAUUUCUCAAGUGCCUUAGCGAAUAGAGAGACGUAAUUAGUAUUAUUGACAAAAUGAAGUAGAAAGCCCGAAAGCCGUCGCGUGAUACAGCCUCUUGAAAUGCUGCUUGGUAAUACUGUUUAACAUUUGGCGAUUGUUGUUGCCUUGUGUUUUUAAUACACCGUAAUGCGGCUUACUAAAAGCUGUCGUUUAAUGUAUUUAUCUGAGAGAUAUUGGCUUAUCUAGUGCAUUUUAAAUCAGGCAAUUUCCAUUAGUCAAUUUAAGCCAAUCAGGAGUCAAUAAACCAGUACUUAGUAUUAACCAGUUGCACGUACGCGUUUCCCGCGCUUUGAUACAGCAGUCCAAGCUUCCUGUCGUGAUUGGUUCAUAGUUUGUUCGUCCGUUCUGAUAUGGUUUGGCAUCAGGCAAAGAAAAACUUAGCACUUUAAAAAGCGUAUCAUAAUGUUCUCUCUUUAAUAGACGUCUAGAAGACCCAGCUGAAGAAGUGCGAGCUCGUGCAGUGAUUUCAUUGGUAUGUUAAACAGUACACGUAUUAAAGGUUACUCGUAGUCUUUAUGUCAACUCUGUACUACCUGGCCCCAGUUAUUCGAAGGCCGAUUAGCGGUAACCCGAGGAUAAAUUUUAAUCCUUUUUUUCUUUUGUUCAAAAUCACUUUCUCGGGUAAUGUUCUUUUAACAGUAUCCAAUCGUCAAAUUGUAGACAAAAAGAAUUAAACUGAAUUUGCUAUUUUGAGCGUUCAUAUCUGAAAUCAAGUUUGGCACUAACGCUGGGUUAUCUUGACCUAGCUUCGAAAAAACCGGCCCUGGGCAGGUUUAGGGCAGCUGGCUAAGUUUAUGGUUAAGUUUAUCCGUUAUAAGCGACGUUCUACAGUAACUCAGGGGUAGUCAGUCGGGUCGGGAAGAAACCCCUCGACGAACGUUUCCAAGCACGAUCGAAAGAGCUUCGUGCUUGGAAACUUUCCUCGCGCCGUUUCUCCCUUCCCGACGGACUCCUUCUGGGUCUCUGAGGACGGAUUAGCGCCAACACACUAUUGUUCUCUGUUGUCUUAAGAUCCCCCAAAAGACGGUCCUUUUCAAUUCGUUGUAGCUUAGUUCAGCUUCGACUGCUCGAGAAUUAAGCGUGAACCUUAACAAAGAAAAAGCCGAAGAGAAUUAGAAUCAAAUAUUGAUAGCCAGAAAAGUAUAACAUUUCUCCUGGCAAAAACUUUUGACUUUCUAGACGUUUAUUUACACUCGGAUAUUAUUAUAGUCAUUAUUUCCCCCGCCUUGACUGGCCAAUGCUUUGUUGUUUCCAGGCCACUCUCGGGUUGAAAGGGGUAAAGGAAAUGAAAGCGCUGCUAGACAUAUUAGAACUGGACUCCAGUGUUUAUGUCAGAAUUCAGGUAAAGUUAUAUGGAUUAUUUUGUAAAUUCCCUAAAAUUACCAUUAUUUGAAUACGGACACAAAGCAGGUUGAAUUUCGUCUCGCAAAAUUUGCUCUUGAGAUUCGUGGUCUUUAAAAUCAAAAAUCACCUUGAAAUACUGCUCAGGCCCUUUAUCCUGUUUUGUGCUAACGCAGCAACUUUAUUCAGUGAACUUGACUUGACACACGUUUGGCGGGUUUUAUCCACCAAGUCAAAAAUAACAGUGGCUUUGCACUGUGUAAACUGAAGAUUAGUUUUUAAGGAUUUGUUCCAUGAUACACAUGUUUACCAGCACUGUGAUCACUAACUGCGAUAUGAAGGUGGUGUAGAAGGGUUCUCUCAUUUAUUUUCCAGGUUGUUAGAGCCUUUGGCAACAUGGAAUGGAACGACCCACGAAUUCUUCGAAGUUUAAGAGAGCGAGAAAAGGGCGAGGGCAUACUAGCAGCGUAAGCAAUUAUCUCGCAUCCAUUCUAUCACCUGAAUCCUCGAUAUAUAACAAUACCAAACCCAGUGAGUGCGGUGUACCAAUAUUAUUGCUGCACCCGCAAAUGUUAUUUCACACGCGUCGAACAUCGUCGCAAAGUAAAGGUCAAAACAAAAACGACGAUUUCUGGUAAUCACUGCGCUCGGCAAAGUUUAUUGUAAGACCCCGAUUCGGUGUUUCUCGACAUUCAUGCUAAAACACAUUUUCUGUCCUUAAUUUUAAUCGCAACAAACUUCUUUGCGGUUAUCUUGUAGGUCAGAUUUGGUCUAGCAAGAGUUUGUUUUUUAAGUUCUCUGCCUCUUUGAAAACUGCUAAAUGUUAUAACUGCGAGGUGUAGGUCAUCGUUCAUUUUCUUCUUAAAUAGUUGGUAUGUAAUUCGAUAUCUAUUGAAGCUGAAACUUUCAGUGUUGCUACCUUAAGGGUACUGUAAAACGGGUAACAAAAACGUGCAACUUGUCUUGCAACAUUGCUGCAAAAUGAGUUGAAUGGCGAUGUUGCGCGUUUUACCACCCGCAUUCAAACUUUUGUUGCAACAAAUCAGGUUGUUGCAAGUUGCGAAAAGUUGACUUCCGCUUUUUAAUAAGAAGUCGGUUUUCACGCAAGUUGCCUCUUCAACCUUUAUUUGUUGCAAGACAGGUUUGAACAUGAGUGGUAAUGGGCCGACCAUUUGACUUUUAGUGGGGCGGGGGAUAGGUGAUUUGGUUUGGGUAAGAAUUUUUUUCCCAAAACCUCUGGUGAUAGAUUUUUUUCCCCGACAUACAAAUGUGUAAGACUUUUUUUUCCAAGAUUACAAGCCAUGAAAGGUAUUUUUUUCAGUGUAGGAAUUUCCCUCGAAGUCAGUCCGCAGGAUGUUUUUUUUUUUUUCUGAACUCACCCAUACCCCCCACCCCCUCAAAAGUCAAAUGGUCAGCCCCUAAUCAGCGCAACAUCGCUCUGCAGCAAUGUUGCAGAACAAGUUGCACGAUUUUGUGCAGUGUCCGUUUUACCGUAGCUUAACUUUUAAUGUUGAAAUAUCUUGUCGUAAAAUUUUGAGUCAAAAUUUAGAAAUGCAUUAUCUUUAUUAUUUUGAUCCGUUUACAGGGAAGCAAAAAAGACUCUUUUGUAUCUUCUAAGGUUAGUACUUUUCCUUAAAAUUGACUUCAAAAUAACGGGUACAUCCAAAACUGCGCAUCCUCGUGGAACUACAAACUGAAACUUCAAAGAGAGCAAGCAAUCACAACUUUUCAUUUUUUGCAAAGACGAGUAGAAUCCUAUGUUUCGUUACUAACGCUGAAACCUUUUGUCUGUAGUGGUAGACAUGUAAGGUCGUAAUACCAGCCCGAGUUGUUUUGUUUUAUGAAGUUACUUAGUUUUUUAGUUUCUUAGGCUAUCAAAAUCUAUGAAGUGUGAUGGUUAAUUGUACUCAUAGGUUUUUUGGCACGGAAAGUAUCAAGAAACUAGGCUUGGAUAAAUUUGGCUCGUAAAAUGGCUUAUUCUGCCUGCCGGCAGUGCUCGUAAAAAUCGCUUUUUAUUUUCAAAUUCCCUUAUUAAUUACCUCAAUUCUGCUCGAAUUCUGCUCGGUCUUGGCAAUCAUUACCUGCUGCGUUAGUUGUGAUUGGCCGGUGUGAUAAUUAUUCGUUUGACUGACAACAAACUGACAGCAUGCUCUGAAGGGUAAAAUAAAAAGGUUGAGUUUGUUGACGCUCAUUCACAGUUUGUGUUUUUCUGCCUUUUUUUUUUCAGAAGUCCGGGCAAAACUACUUUAAUAGUAGAAUAAGCUCAUGUUAGACCCUCUUACAGAAGGCCGAAGAGUUAGAUGUACUCGUCUGGAGGGAAAAAGAGAGAGGAAAACGGUUGGCACGUUGUGUUGAAUUUGUUUGAUAUUGUUCCCAAAAUUAUUAGCGUAAAUUAUUUCGUUGUAAAUACCUGAAAGUCUAUUUUUGUAUAAUAAAUGCGGU
Molecule: messenger RNA, 23412 nt
Organism: Porites lobata
Lineage: Eukaryota; Metazoa; Cnidaria; Anthozoa; Scleractinia; Poritidae
Source: the annotation of a GenBank genome assembly